Molecule: messenger RNA, 1496 nt
Organism: Microbotryum saponariae
Lineage: Eukaryota; Fungi; Basidiomycota; Microbotryomycetes; Microbotryales; Microbotryaceae
Source: the annotation of a GenBank genome assembly
AUGCCAAAACUAAAUCGACGCUUGGACAAGAGCGGACUGGAGCGGACGGGUUUCCGAAGGUUUCCGAGUCACGACGGGACCGCGACGGAGCUUGGUUCCAUUUCACCCGCGUUUCGCACACGAUUCGAUCGCGUAACAUCAAGAGUGAGCCCCACCUCGGCCUCCGGGCUCAUGCCGACUCCGCCGUGGUGUUUCCUGAUAACCAGUCUGGCCCCUCUCACAGUGACUAAUCUGGCUCUGUUGAAGACGGAAUGUCCUUCGCUCGAGUUGAUCGCUCGGGGCAAAGUGCGCGACAUCUACCGCGUGCCCGGCCAUGACGAGGCAUUGCUCUUUGUCGCCACCGAUCGAGUGUCUGCUUUUGACGUUAUUAUGAAGAACGUGAGUCUGACUUUAGACGCUAUGCCCCUCUGAGGACGUACGCACACUAUGAAAAGGACCCCAGUCUUCUCCGCGUAGAUCGAGCUGAACCUGUGCUUGCUAUGUACGACCACAGGGUAUUCCCAACAAGGGCAAGUUACUCACCGCCCUUUCCCUUUUCUUCUUCAACCUCUUGGCCACCUCACCCGAGACAAAACACAUCCCGAACCACGUCAUCACCUCGAAGUUGAGCGAGAUGCCCAAAGAGGUGCAGGAAUACGCCGAUCAGCUCGAGGGGCGAUCGAUUUGGGUUCGCAAGGCCGAGAUCCUGCCUGUGGAAGCUAUCGUUCGUGGGUAUAUUACAGGUGGGUUCCUGCUUCCCUUCUUGGCAGCGGCGAAGGCGGGAAGAUUCUCUGCUGCUUCGUCAGCGCGAGCCUUCUUGAACGACAAACUAGCUCCUGAUCAUGUGUGUCUUUCAAGGAACAGGUUCCGCAUGGGCCGAGUACCAGAGAUCGGGGACGAUGCACGGCAUGGAAUUGCCCAGAGACCUCAAAGAGUCGACGCGUUUGGAUCCGCCCUUGUUCACGCCGAGCACCAAAGCUGAGGUCGGCGACAAGGACGAGAAUAUUCACCCUGAUCAAUGUGAGCCGACUUGAUCUGCGCGGUGCCUACAGCAGGUUGGGUAUUUAAGUGUCUCUCGAACUUCAGUGAAAACCCACAUCGACCCUUCAUACGCGGAACCGUUGGCAGAGUACGCGCUGUCGCUCUACCAGACCGCGGCCAAACACUCGGCGUCCAAGGGCCUGAUUCUCGCCGACACCAAGUUCGAAUUCGGUCUUUUCCCCGCCUCGCCCGAUGAUCCAACAAAACGACGCACGUUGAUGCUUGUCGAUGAAUGCCUCACACCGGAUUCGUCUCGCUUUUGGCCCGCAUCAACUUGGGCGGAGGGGAACAAGAUGGUCGGCUUUGACAAGCAGUUCUUGAGAGAAUGGCUUAAGAGUGGUGGAGGCGGUUUUGGUGCCAAGGGAGGAGGCAUCGAGAAGGAUGGGGUCGAGAUACCCGAGGAUAUCGUGCAGGCAACAUGGCAAAAGUACGAAGAGGCGUUCGAGCUGUUGACGGGCAACAAAUUCAAGUGCUAA